Metopolophium dirhodum (rose-grain aphid) is the source of this 2503-nucleotide messenger RNA. Its product is annotated as early endosome antigen 1-like. NCBI's taxonomy places the organism in Eukaryota, Metazoa, Arthropoda, Insecta, Hemiptera, Aphididae. Gene Ontology annotation, molecular function: metal ion binding; GTPase activator activity. The record is from RefSeq and is a predicted model, not a curated record. The transcript is spliced from 15 exons. The coding region runs from base 420 to 2336 and encodes 638 amino acids. Gene Ontology annotation, biological process: endocytosis. Gene Ontology annotation, cellular component: intracellular membrane-bounded organelle.
GUUAAUCUGUGAUACAAACUUGUUGAAAAAAAAAACUCGACAUACUUACUAUAGUAUUUACUUACAUACGGUAUUACAUUUAAUACAUAACAAUUGAGGUAUUGUUAUUUGCUACAUAUUUUUUAAUUUCGUUCACCGUGAACAGUUCUAUCGUUCAACCGACGAGGAGACAAUCGGUUUUGGACCCACGCACGACACGGUUCUCUAAUUUUCAGGAAUUUUGUCUCGCCCAUGGUGAUCAACCGGUGCGAACUCAACAUUAUGUCUUCCGCUGUCGGAUGCGGUUCGCUGCCGCCUUAGCAUAAACGAUUGUCCAACGAUUUUUGUCAGUCUACUGUCGUGAGUGAGUCGUCACGGUUAACACAUUAAGUUAACGUGCACCGCACGAUUGGUCAGGCCCGAAUACAGUACAUUGAGCCAUGGAGAACGACGUGAGACAUGAAUUGCAGCCAACAGUUGACGACGACAACAAUUGUGGUCCGUUGACUUUGGACUUGCUUCUAAAACAAAUAGACGAAUUGAAAUUGGAGAAAAAAGAGUUUGGCUUGCAACGCGCCAAAAUGAAGGGGUUUAUACUGCAAAAAGAAGAGGAACUCAAGCGUAUGUCAACUCUCUCAGCCGAAUUGAAGAGGUUACAAGACGAGUUAGAUGAAUCACAAAGUCAGCAUACUGUAACUAAACUUGAAAUGGAAGGACGGUUUGAAGAACAAACCCGCAAAUAUAAUGAAGAGAUUUCAUCAUUGCAUAAAGUGGUUGCUGAAACUUUAGAAGAAUCGAGGCGACGUGAAAAUGAAACUAAAAUAUACAAAGCAAUGAAUGAAAAAUUGGAAAAUGAACUAAAAAAUUGUCGCAAUCAAAUGCUAAUUGGCCAGCAGGGAAAUAAUAUACUGAGUGAAUCAACACAGCAACAAAUACGUAAUGUACCUGGUACAGUUCUUUCUGCUAUUGCUAGAAAAAUGACAAAUCUUGCUUCUAGCACUGAAUCUGACGAUUACAGAAAGUCUCAGGACGAUGAAGAUAAUGUGUAUAAAGCUCUAGUGGAUCCAUUAAAAGAAGAAGUUGAAGCACUAAAAGAAAAAAUUCGUGAAAUGGAUACAGAUAUCAGCUACUAUAAAACUAAAUUAAAUGAAUCAAAGGAUAAUGUUGUUGAAAAGCUGACUGCUUGUAAUUUACAAGAAGAAUCGUCUAAUUCUUCAGCAACUGGAGAUUUUGUCUCCCAAAACACAUCAAUUGAUAAUAAUAUGGCAAAAUGUGAACAAUGUUCAUUAUACAAAGUUCGCAUAGAAGAAAUGCAAGAAAGGAUAAAUGAAGUGGAUAAACGUCUUUUGUCAAUGGACAAGCUUAAAGAUGAACAUGAUAAAGAGACAAUUUAUCGAAAGGAGAUGGAAGAAAAAUGGAAUGAAAAAUUAGAUGAACACAAAAACAAGGUACAAGAAUUGAAAAGUUUCUCAGAUCAAUCACACGAAGUGCUUAGUGAUCUUAAACUACAAUAUGAACAGACAGUGAUAGAUUUUCAGAAAGAAAUUAAACUCUGUACAGAAAAUGGUGCUAAAAUGAAGCAACGUAUAUUGAAUUUAGAAGAAGAAAAUCAUAAUUUAAAAGAGAAACACAUGAAGUUUUCUGUACAAUUACAAAAUGAAGAAAUUAAUUUACCCAGUUCAGUAGCGGAACUUCAAGAAUAUUUAUUAAAACGUAAUGAAGAACUUAUAUCCAUGUCUAUAGUAAAAGAAUCCAUAGAAGAAGAAUUUAACAGAAUAAAAAAUAGUACAGCUAUUUCUGAAAGCCAAAUACAAGGACUGAAUUCAACAGUGAUUCUGCUUGAAAAACAAUUACUAGAAGAAAGAAGUCGUUUUUCUGAGGAAAUAAAAAAUACAAAUCGAUGUGAAAAAGAGCUAACAAGCUGUCGCACUCAAUUGGAUUCUGUUACUAAAAGAAAGACUGAAUUAGAAACUAUGGCUUUGGAACAACGAAAUAAAAUUGUAGCUCUACAAUCUGACUUGACCAAUAGUGAAGAAGUACAACGUGAUUUUGUUCGACUAUCUCAGUCACUUCAACAAGAAUUGGAACGUAUCAGAGAAUCUGGCACUUUGGUGCGAUGGGAACAUGAAGAGGAUAUUAUUGACUGUCGUGAUUGUGGAGCUGUAUUCUCCGAUCCUAAAAUCCAAAAGGACCAUUGUAGGCAUUGUGGCCGAAUUUUUUGCCCAUCCUGUUUGUCAAGAACAGUAAAAAGCGGACCUAAUAUGAGGGACUCGCACGUUUGUAGAGUUUGCCACACUUUACUUGUACGGGAUUCAGCGCCGUACUUUAGCACUGAACCUCCUCAUCAGCCUAACUAAAUAAAAAUAAAUGGUUAAACGUUUACCUACACUUGGUGAUACUAGAAUUUAGUUAUAAUUUUUUAUUUGUUUUAGUUAAACUAUAAAUAUUAUAUAUAUAUAUUUUUUUUUAAACUUAUUCUUUACAUUUUAUUUCAGUGUUUAUAAAAAAUGUUGUGGCCUUGUCA